Calypte anna (Anna's hummingbird) is the source of this 3020-nucleotide messenger RNA. It is a transcript of the gene CAVIN4, whose product is annotated as caveolae associated protein 4. Lineage: Eukaryota; Metazoa; Chordata; Aves; Apodiformes; Trochilidae. The record is from RefSeq and is a predicted model, not a curated record. Gene Ontology annotation, cellular component: cytoplasm; caveola. The coding region runs from base 521 to 1591 and encodes 356 amino acids. Gene Ontology annotation, biological process: regulation of gene expression. The transcript has 2 exons.
CCUCUGGUUUAGUGUUUUUAUUUGUUACUUCAUGUGGUAAUUGCAGCAAGCUGAAGACCUGAAGUUGUUUUGCUGGGAAAAAAACCAACCUUGUUCAUUUUCCUGACCACUCUUUGAAUUCCCUGUGAGGAAAGCACUCCAGUAACAAGAAAACAAAAGUAGAUCAUUAAAAAUAUGCAAGUUUGCUUUCCUGCUUAAUUAGUAAGUUACUUUACUUCCCUGGAUUAGCACUAAUAACUUCAUCAGCACAGCAGCGUGACCCUUUAAACGUAUGUUCCUUUCCAGACAUUGCUUCCUAAUUUUAGGGGUUUCAUGUUGCUGAAAGCAUCCGAACAAUCAUGUGUGGAUAUUUUGUAGUCAGAAGUAUUUGAGCGAGCUCCAGGAGCGGCGUUUCACGCCCCACUUUGAGCAUCUCCCCAGCCAGCUGUCGCCUUGGCUCCCCGCAGCAGCGCCGGAAUCCUUCUGCCAGGAUCACCCCAACUUCUCCUGCCACCGACCCAGCAGAAAGAAGGCAGGCAAAAUGGAUCGCCGUGAAAUCCCCUCGGAGGCUGACAGACCCCACCAGAACCGUCUCUCCAGUGUCCCUGAGGAGGAGGAAGAGCAAGAUGCAGCUUACACCAUUGUGACAGUCCUGGACAAAGUGGCCAACAUUGUGGACAGCGUGCAGGCGAGCCAGAAGAGGAUAGAGGAGAGGCACAGGGAGAUGGAAAACGCCAUCAAGACCAUACAGAUUGAUAUGCUAAAGCUGGCCCAGGCUCAUGGCAACACGGGCUACACGGUGAACAAGGUCCUGGAGAAAACCCGGAAAGUCAGCUCCACCGUCAAGGAGGUGCGGGCGCGCGUGGAGAGGCAGAACGCCAGCGUGAGGAAAGUGAAAGCCAAACAGGAGGAGAUGCUGAGGAAAAACAAAUUCCGGGUCGUAAUCUAUCAGGAGGAAAGUGAGUGUCCUUCGUCUCUAUCUGUUAUCAAAGAGAGGACACCAGCUGAGACUCUAGAGGAUGAUUUCUUCCCACCUGAUGAUCUGUCUUCUGAUGAAGAAUAUUACAUCGAAGAAAGCAAAGCAACCCAGUUCAAGAAAUCAGGUAUGAAGCGCAUAGAUGAUAUCAAAAAGGCAUUUUCAAGGGAAAACAUGCAAAAGACGAGACAAAAUUUUGGCAAGAAGGUAAACAGGCUUCGAACUAGAAUAGUGACCCCUGAGAGGAGAGAGAGAAUCAGGCAGUCAGGAGAGAGACUGAGACAAUCUGGGAUGAGGAUCAAGAAAUCCAUUUCACAAGCUGCCCCAAAGAAGGAGGCAUUCAAGAUCCAUAAAAAAAAUAAAGAGCGAACAGGAGCUGAAGGUCAAGAAGGGAUCCAGGAAGCCGAUGUGCACAUCACCUCUGAGCUGACAGCAGCAGAGCCUUUCAUUGAAGAAAUCUCUUACACAGAGGUGAUCACUAAGGUAAAGAAGGACAAGAACAACUCAACAAAAGGUGCUUCCCCAUCAGCUGAAAAAAGAGUCACAAUCCCAGAAGUCGUUCUUAAGCAGGAAGGAAAAGAAGGAGGAGGAAGAGAUGAUGAUGUCCCUUUGCUAGACUUAAAGCCAUCAGCAUAAGGAAUCCAUGAGCAAGCACACCACACUCUCCUUACCCAACAAGAGACAGCACAGUCUGGAUUCACUCAGCUUUAGAAAAUAUGUGUGAAUUUGUGGUAUAGCCCAAAACAUGUGUUGGUGGUGGUCUAUCAUUUACAUGGGUGUCUGUAGUGUUGUCUUCCUGACAAAAGCCAAGCCAUGCAAACUGAAUGAAGGAGCUCCCCCUCUGUCUUGCACUCUGCCAUCACUAACUCAAAUGGAACUCGUGUCAAAGGGAGAUGGAAAGCUACUGUAUUUUCAGGAUUGAUUCAGCAGUCACUUUACAGCCUAAUCACUCUCUUUAGUUUUACAUACAACUGCAUACAAAUUACUUCAAUUACCUUAUACCAGCUCCCCAGAAAAAAAUAACAAAGCUAUUGCUUUAUAUUAACAGAAGGAAAAUCUAUGGAAAAUGUCCACUUAGCUAUACAAAUCUUGUUGUUUAAGGGCUCUCACUGAAACAGCAAGAGAAGCAAAUUACCUCUUUAUCCAGGGUGUGACAAGAUGUGGCAGGAAUGGUAGGGUUUUUGAGUAAAUUGUGUUUCUUCUCAGUGGAAUAGAGAAGUUCCUGAAAUGACUACAGAUUAUUUCCACAGUUCUGGGAGAGGAAGGGUUGAUGUAUGUAAGCAAUGCAUUUCAUGCACUUAUGGAGUGAGAAUAAAAAAAGCAGAAAACAGUAAAUAUGGAAUAGCAGGAGAAAAAGAGAAUGAGGUAUUGUAUUCAUGGUUUGAAAAGAUGAGAUUGUGAGAAAGGCAAGGGUAUGAAGCAGUAAAAGAGGAUGAAGAUUAAUGCAUGGUUUCUGGAUAAACAGAGAAAAAAAAAUAGAUUAUUGUAUCUGAAGUUUCCUCAAGAUCUUAUAAAAAAUUGUUACUCCAUCCAGAGGAUCAUGGGGCUCAUGAACUUAACUGACCAGACAAAGGAAUUGUUUUGUUUUGCAUUCUCUGUGCUUUUCCUGAGCUUCACUGCAAUUAAAAUCUAAGCUGCUGAAAUACAGGGCCAAUCCAUAACCCAAUCCUUUGUUUCCUAUCAUCAUCGUUAUCGACAAGCCACAGCCUCAGGGAUUAUGAGACAGACACCCUUUGGAGUAUGGAAUGCUGUUUAUUUGCAACACUCAGGAGCCAGUGCCCUGACAUCAGAUGUGUUUGUAAACAGGACCACAACGCUGACAUGGGGUGCAGGACUGUGUUGCUUUCUUCAUUCUUAAACAGAGCUGCCUUCAAAGCAAUUAUGUAAAGCAAUGUUAGUCAUUCAUAUCUAUGUGAAACUUGUACAAUAUUGCCAAAUUGUAUUGUAUUUAAUAUAUCAGAUUCAUUUUAACAGCAGAGCAUAACUUGGUUACCUAUAUACAUUGUUUGAGGACUCCCAGCUAAUUGUUAAUCUAUAAUUUAAAUAUAAUUAGUUUGAUUUCAAA